Molecule: messenger RNA, 1199 nt
Organism: Cuscuta epithymum
Lineage: Eukaryota; Viridiplantae; Streptophyta; Magnoliopsida; Solanales; Convolvulaceae
Source: the annotation of a GenBank genome assembly
UGAUCAAUAUAUUUGUUAUGGCUAUUUAUUUAUAAAUAUUUGAAAAAAAAAUAACAAUAUAACUUUUCUAAAGUAUAAAAUAGUUUAUUUAGGAGUAGUAAUUAGCUCCUCUGUUCGUCUUCCUCAAAUUGCUUCUCCCAUCCAAAGCAGAAACAUAACUCUAGACUCGACCUCCAUUAGUGUCCAAUGGCGAGCGCGACAUUUUUCAGAUCUCUUCGUCGCCGCGACCUAGCUAACUCUUUACCAUCGGCCCACGAAACCUUCACUGCAAAGAUCAAUUCAUCACGGGCAUUAUCUUUUAUUGGUUCUAGACAGGCUGGCCUAGCUAGCCAAUUCAGCUCAAACUCCGGUAGAAAUGAUAGUAGUGGUAUUUACUCUGCAAAUGUGGACUCAGAUAUUGAGCACAAGGUAAACCCAUCUGUGGUUGCAUCUUACCAGAAGGGAUUAUUUGUUGGUUUGCCAACCAAGCAUAUUGAGUUUCACCGGGCUUUCUCCACAAUUGCGGAUAGACCUGCAAACGUAAGUGAUGAUGGGAAAAAGGUCCUUCGUCCAUUAUCACCUCACCUCGCUGUUUAUAAGCCUCAGACAAGUUCAACAUCAUCUAUUCUACAUAGAAUAUCUGGAGCUUACUUAGCUGCCGUCGUUUUCGGCUUUCAUGUUAUUUAUCUGAAAGUAGGCUCAGUUUGCCUCAGCUACAACAAUUUCUACCAAUUAUUUUUCUAUUCAUCAACUAUCAGCCAACUUGCUCUUGCAAUAGCUCCCGUAGCAAUUUCCUAUCAUGUGGUCAAUGGGGUUCGCCAUUUAGUUGCGGAUUUUUCAGGAUAUCUCUUUCCAAAAAUUGCAAGAAACAAGCUGAAAGGGCUGUAAAGUGGGACGACUCAAGUAUUUACCUUGUUCCCGAUAAAACUUUGUGUUUUGCUAUACUAUUUACUCAUUUUCUGCAAUCUUGUCAUUCUUGUGCAUUUCUAGAUCCCAGAAGCUCUGAUUCUUGGUACACCCUGGAUUGGAUCUGAUCUUACAUCAUCUGAUGAUGAUAUUUGCAGUUGAAAUAGAAACAAACAAGUGGUUUUUGAAUAAAUAAAUAUUGUGAAUUAUUAUUGUAUUUGCAUUCAGCAUCCCCUCAUAACCAUUUCUUAUUAAAAUUCAAAUUUGAAUAAAACUGAAACGAAUAUCAAAUGCACACCUAGUAUAUAUUUGGC